Numida meleagris (helmeted guineafowl) is the source of this 1019-nucleotide messenger RNA. Its product is annotated as T-cell surface glycoprotein CD8 alpha chain-like. The record is from RefSeq and is a predicted model, not a curated record. NCBI's taxonomy places the organism in Eukaryota, Metazoa, Chordata, Aves, Galliformes, Numididae.
AACAGCACCUGGCCCAGGAAGGCAGCUGAAGGGCUGCUCUGAAGGGCAGCAUGCAACUCGAGAGCGCAGCGUUGUCUACGCUGACUCCCCAGGCACUCCAGCACAGCACCCAUGCAUGCUGGAUAGUGAGGCCCUCACUCCGCAUUCACCCUCACAGCCCGGCUGCCUGCCUCCCAUGCACCGGCAGGGAAGAGCCCUGCCCAAAGGCCCCGGGAGCUCUUCCCACGCAGGAUGUGAUGGGUCAUGGCCAACUUCUGCCCACAGGCUGCACCACCACUCAGGGACAGAGGAGCAGGAUGGAGGCCAGGUUCCUCGACAGGAAUAUGAAGCACCCCCAGGAGGGACAGCAGCUGCACCUGGAGUGCUGGCAUUUCAACAGGGACAGUGGUCUCUCCUGGAUCCGCCUAAACAAGGAUGGGAACCUUCACUUCACCGCUUAUACUUCAACAUUAUCAAAGAGCACCUUCCCAGGAAAUAAGAGAACAUCUCCACAAUUUGAAGUGUCAAAACAAGGCAACUGCUAUCAGCUGGUGGUCAAGUCCUUCAGGGCACAAGACCAGGGGACCUAUUUCUGUGACAGCUAUAUCAACCAGGAGCUGCACUUCAGCUCUGGACAACCCGCCUUCCUCCCAGGUCAGCAACAGCUUCACCCACCUCGCUUACACACACCACCCCUGCCCGUGCCUUUUCGAUCCAUCCCAUUGCCCACACUCCCCAUCUCCCUGCUUCUUUGCACAACGCGUCUCAUCACACACGCACUGCUCCUCCUCAUACAGGCUCCCUGCCCACCAGCUCCGCUCGCGCUACCGGCCCUGCCCAAACACAGAGGUGGUCACAGCCCAGCGGCACCUCCCCAUCCCAUCAGCGCCUCUCAGGGAUGAGAGUAACAAAGUCCACAGCCACCCCCUCCUUCCUCAACUCACGUUAAUCCGGAAUGUCCUGACAGCCUCCAAACAUUUACAGCACCUCAAAAAGAAAGUCCCAGGUGAGGUGCAAGUUGGACUGAGCAAAGAAAAGAU